Messenger RNA from Caenorhabditis auriculariae, 2267 nucleotides. Lineage: Eukaryota; Metazoa; Nematoda; Chromadorea; Rhabditida; Rhabditidae. The record is from the annotation of a GenBank genome assembly.
AUGUAUACAGAGGUUAAAGAGAUAGUAAACUUCAUUUCGAAGUACUUGCUUGGAAGAGUGCCAAGAAGACCGGUAUGUGAGCUUCUGCUUAUCUCAAUAUCGUUCUAUAGACUGGCAUUUUUGCCGCUGAACUUGGAAACUUUCUCAUCAGAAAGUUUGGUGAGUCGCAUUGGGAUGUCAACAACCCGAAACUCGGUUUACUUAGUUUAGCUUUCGCUUUUUUAUCGCAGUAUUAAGAUGAAAACGUACGUAUGAUUGAAAUAAAAUGCAGCAAUGAAACCUCCAAAGUCAUAAUCACAGCUGCCGAAGAAGCCGGCAUUGAUGUCAACGAAAUGCUUCAUCUUCUACCUGGUUAAUUAACUCUUUUGAUCCUAAGUAAUGAUCAAACAUGCAGCCAACUUGCGACUCUUUGGCAAUCCAGGUAAUGUUUACUACCGUGCAGCGGAAUCCGCAGUCGCGGUCCCUAUAUGGAGCGGUCGCGUCGAUGCUGACAAGGAGUGCGCUUUCCGCCUUGAGAGUUUUUUGAACGUUGUUCCAUUCAGUUACCAACCAAUGCCUGAAUGGGCGAUCAACUGCGUGGUUAGAGACGCCGAAAGGAGCUUGAGCAAUCUGGGAGCCGCCGGAAAGACUGUUUAUGUUGGCCAACUCAAAUCGCCAAUCGUUGACAAGGGUUUCAAUUCUUCAAUAACGCUUAAUUGUAUCCUUCCAGCUGUCAACGAACUGAUCAGCGGUUGGUAUGUUCCCCUUGGACUUGAGGACAACGUGGAACUCAAUUCGAAUCUACACGCUUCGCGAACGGUAAAAAAAUUGAAUAAUUUUAUUUUUACUACAUUCUUAAAUUAUUGGAACAAUAAUUGCAGUUAUCGAAUAAUUUUUUUCACUAUUCUUAAAAAAAUGAAAAAGCUUUCGAAAAAAAGGAAAAAAAUAACUGAAAAAAAUUUGAUGUUUUUGAAUUUUUUUCUAAUGUUGGUCGUGACGCCUCAAAGAGCAAAAUCCUAUUUUGUGCAAUUCUCGCCGCUUGUCACGUUUUUUCUACAAGCUAAAGAACACCUAACGUUUUGUCGCCUUUAAUAAAACGGGAUUUUUUUUUGGCUAUAUCAAAGAAGUCAUGCUCAGAAAAAGGCCCGUUAUAGCCGAUUCCGCGCCAGCUUGUCACGUUUUUCUUUCCACCGAAAAUACCGUAUACCAAAGAAGGUCGAAAUUGAGCAUCUUCGCUUCAAAUUAUUUGUUUUUUGCUCUUUUUUUUUAACAGUUUUAUAGAGCGAAAGUUUGAAUUUGCGGUGUUUUUUCUUUUCUGUUCUUUUAAAAUGUGACUACCUUGCGCGGAACGCACUACAGUGUUGAAAUUUGCUUUAUUUGUGUACGGCACUCAAACAAUUUUUGGAUAGAAAAGUCAUUUUUAUUUGAAUCACAAAUGAACAACACCGAAUUUCGGUUAGGCCUGGGCACACCGAAUCGAAUGAAUCCAAAAAAUACGCUCUACAGAACAAAUUGUUUAAGGAACUCCGCAAGCGUUUCGUGUUCAAGCCUCAUUCCAGUCAAACGUACACGGCCAGAGAAUUCUCACAGACGAGAUUCGGCAGCAGCAAGUGCCUUCGAUCGCAAGAGAUUGACUCAUUCUUUGCUUCAGAAUCCGACCUGACGUCGAUGCGAUGAUGAGCUUGAAGCAGAUGGCGGCAGCUAGGAACAUGACGUCACACGAGUCGGACUCCCGUUCCCAUGCCGAUGGUUUGUUUCUUUUGGAGCUCGUUCCUAGCCGGUUUCAGCUUCUUCGCUGUCUUCUUCUCCUAUCGAUGAAGACAAAGUUAUUUAUGAAGACGAGAGAAGUUAGUUUUUUUUUAUUGUGGCUGAACUUAUAGUGCGUUUAAUAUGAAUGUACGCAAGCAAAUUUCUGAAACCGCUUUCUUACUCGGACAUUGGUAACGCGAAAUGGAAGUGCUCUGGGCAUUUCUAGUGACCACUUUAGUAACGUCAGCGCUCUUAAUUGAUCCCUAGGAUCACCCAGAAACGUCCGUUUUGCGUUACCUAUGUUCAAGUACUUUGAUUUUGACAUUCUUUUUUUUUCCUCUGUAAUUCCCAAGGACUUCGCUUGGUACUACCUUCCUAAAAAAAAACUUUCAGACGACACCGAUUAUGAUCAAGCCAACCAAGACAUUUUUGUAAGUUGAUAAUUUUUUUUUCUAUUUUCAAACAAGAAGUAACUUUUCUAGAUGGGAAAAGACGAGAAGCGUCGUUUUUGGGCUGACAAUUGGAAUGCCGGUUGCUGA